UCUCCAUUCAGAGCAUGUGGUGACAAGUACCUCAGAAUGAUUUCAGUGAAGAUGUUGCUCCCAACGCUGCUGGUGGUGGUCGCUGCUGGCGCUGCUUUGGGUAGCCCGCAGCAGGCGACCUACGUCACCUACAGGAGGGAGGGCAAGGAGGAGCCUGCGUCGAGCUACGCCUCCCACCAACCCACCUAUGGUUCUCCAGCACCAGCACAACCAAGUCACGGUUCACAACCCACCAGCUAUGGUGCGCCAUCAACCAACUAUGGUCCACCCACACAAUCAUAUAAAGCUCAGCCCGCCGUGAUGUAUGCACUCAUGCCUUCUGAAAUGCCUAAGAAGGAAGAAGAAAAAAAAGAAGAAGAUGACAAGAAGAAAAAACCUCAAACAAAAGAAGAAAAGAAAUGCGCCAUUAAAAAAGUUCUACCGCCACUAAUCCUCAUCACCAUCUUUAUUGGGAUGAUCUUGCUGCAACUUUGGGCGCCGCGGCUCGUCGCGUCGCUCGUGAAUCCAAUCGUGAACCCUAUCGCGGAUGGCAUCGACGCAAUCGCAGCAAGCAUCGCAGCAGGCAGGCAAUCAUCGUGGAAUCAGAGAGCCGCUACUGACGAUGUAAACAUCGAGCCUGCGUUGAACGCAAUCGACUCAUUUUUACAGUUGACGGUACGCGUCACGGCCGUACUGUCGAAUGAGACCUGCUUUGCGGCGAUGCUGUGCGAGGCCGCCGCUACCGUUCCUCAACCCGACUUGUCGUCCAGAAUGCUGAAGUACGUGGUGCCGACUCGUUACCACAGCUACGUGAAGAUAUUAACUGGAGGAAAACAAAAUUGCGUGAAGAAAUAUCCCUGUCCUGCCUGGUCUGAGCACUCCAACAGCAUCUAACCACAUCUAACGGGAUACUCAUUCACUAGAUCCAGCUCUGUCUGGACCGAGCACAUCAACCACAUCUACCAGGACACUCAUUCACCAGGUCCAGCUCUGUCUGGUUCGAGCAUAUCAACCACCUCUACCAGGACACUCAUUCACCAGAUCCAGCUCUGUCUGGACCGAGCACAUCAACCACAUCUACCAGGACACUCAUUCACCAGAUCCAGCUCUGUCUGGUCCGAGCACAUCAACCACAUCUACCAGGACACUCAUUCACCAGAUCCAGCUCUGUCUGGUUCGAGCACAUCAAUCACAUCUACCAGGACACUCAUUCACUAGCUUUUGCCAUUUCUUGGACCAGAUUCAGAGAAUCAUAGUGAGCUCGGACCAAAUCACACCAACCUCCUUCUGCUACACGGCGUCGUAAGAAAGGCUGUUUGUAUUUUCAAUUACUUAAUUAGUUACGUUCUAUGGAGUAGUUUUGUAUUAUUAUGCGAUGACAAAUGUAAUGUAAAACGGAACUGGGAAAAAACAUUUUUACAAUCAUAUUUCUCAUUUAAAUUCAUGAGAAUAUUUGGAUUAAUUUUUUAUGCGACUUUUUGCAUUACAAUAUUCAGUUGAGUCCACACAGGAAUUUUUAUUUCAUUGUGAAAAUACUCAAUUGUUGGACAAGGUAAUAGCCCGAAUGAAUUGUUGACUCUCCAGCAAUAUUCUCCUUCUUGGAUCUGCUAGGACUCCCUAGCUUGGGACUAGGGAUAUGAUAGGGCACCCAACGAGGUACCCUAGCAAGCUGCCUAGCUUGAUGCCAUGAGAACGCGUUUGUCAUGACAACAUUUACGCAACUUCGUCAUUUUGGUGAAGGCAUUUCAAGAAAAAGCUUCAUGAAUGAUGUAAAUCCGACGCAGUACUUGAAAUUGAACUCGUACCUAUUUAAUUAGCUUAGACAGAGUAUUUAAUAAUUUAUUUGAAUUAUCAUUAGCAUAAGGCCUCAUAAGGGGAUUCAGCUCAUUUUAAUGUAUAUACAUCCCUUUCAUGACGAUUACUCGAGAACGAUGCCAUAACCAUUAUUCCGUACAAACUUUGCAUAUCAACAUUUACAUUCACCCGAGGGCAGUUUGUAAGGCUGCAUAAAAUUUAUCUUGCUAAAAAAUCCCAUGAUUACAACACCAGUUCCGUACAACAUUAGUUCAAGCGUAUUUAAGGUGUAUCUGCGACGUCAGUUUGUUCUGUAACUUCCAGCUGAAUCAUUUUUAGGAGCCGUAUACUCCCAAGCUAUUACAAUGAUUGUGAAUUGUCAAAUGAUCAUAGUUCCGUGUCCUACGUGCUCAUCCCGCAGGAUGAGCCUGAACUGGAAUGGUUCUGUUGGUGGGAUUAUUGAUAUGGGACCAGGAUAUGGGAUUCUGUACCUGGGAUUGAUUGCAGACACUCAGUCCUGGCUUGUAAGGUUGAAUUGGCAUUGCAAUUUUUCCUUCGCAAAUGUCUAAUUGUGUUGGGCGAAAUUUUAUACUUUUUUAUUUUAUGAUCAGGUUUAUCAUACAUUUAUUUGGCAAAGUAAGAUAGUGUGUGAGGAAUGGAACAAAAAUGAAAAUUGAUUUUUAAAUGGAUGUGAUUAUAUUUCAAUUUUACAGACAAAAAAGUAUUAUUUUUUUCAAGAUUUUGAAUGAUAUAGUCAAAUACAAGUUUUGUGUUUCAUGCAAAAUAUGGGAAUUCAAGAGCUAUUUAUAAUAAUAAUUCAUUGGUUUUAUUAUUACUAAAUGCGUUCAAGACAACAGAAAUGACGGAAUACGGUUUAACAUAUGAUUCUUAAAUAGCAGGCAUUAACCAGCCAGUACUGCAUCUUAUUAAGUGGUUUAUAGAAUUGCAAAAAUAUAAAAACUUCAAGACAAAGAGAAUCUAUAACACCACAUGCAAGAGUUAUUACAUCGAGAAUCAAAGAGAAUCUAUAACACCACAUCGCCAUGCAAGAGUUGUUACCCGCGUAUUAAAUGUCGGCCAGUAUCAAAUAGAACGUUCGCACAUGUUUAUUCCUGAACCUGAUAAAUGAAUGUAAUUCAUUAUUUCAUCAUUCAAAUUUAUGUUAUAAAAGCUAUAUGUUCCAAGUUGUUCUUUCAUAACCCACACUACCAUAUUUGCCUAUUUCAGAAACAUUUCGACAAAAUAGUCUAUCUAGUAUCUGAAAUAUUGUUAUUAUCUGUAAAAGUUUAUUGGUUCUAUCAUCGCUGUGUUAGAUACCUUGCACCGAAAAUAUAUUGGUGCUGUUCAGGUCGGAUGAUCAGGAUGAUUGCUUCCUGAUGAUUUUUCCAACUGUACUCAAUGAUAGAUCAGGCUCCUUGGAUAUUAUUCGAUACCCCUUCCGUUUCUUGUGACAAUCUAUGAUCU
Messenger RNA from Hyalella azteca, 3237 nucleotides. RefSeq lists its product as uncharacterized. The record is from RefSeq and is a predicted model, not a curated record. The transcript is spliced from 6 exons. Lineage: Eukaryota; Metazoa; Arthropoda; Malacostraca; Amphipoda; Hyalellidae. The coding region runs from base 37 to 873 and encodes 278 amino acids.